UGCGCUCCGUACUUCACCACGAGGGUCGGCAUCUCUACUUACUUCGCAGUCUUCCUCAUCCCGCACCAUCGGAGUUGUGUGGCCCCGAGUCUCUCCGCUCCGUGCAGCCAGCAUGCCGGCCCAGGUCCUCAGCGGGAAGGUGGUCUCCGGACUUGUCCGAGAGCGUCUGAAAAAUGAAGUUGCGGCCAUGCAGGAGAAGUACGCCGGUUUCCGUCCAGGUCUCGCCAUUGUGCAGGUGGGAGACCGGGACGACUCCAACCUGUACAUCAGUGUGAAGCUGAAAGCCGCCUCCGAGAUUGGUAUUAACGCCAACCAUAUCAAGCUGCCCAGGACUGCGACAGAGGCCGAGGUGCUGAGCAGAAUAAAGUUGAUUAACGAGGAUCCAGCGCUUCAUGGGUUAAUCGUUCAGCUGCCCCUGGAUUCGGAGCACAAAAUUGACACCGAGAAAGUCACCAACGCCGUAUCGCCUGCCAAGGACGUGGACGGGCUAACCAGCAUUAAUGCAGGAAAGCUGGCCAGGGGGGACCUCGGAGAUUGCUUCAUCCCGUGUACACCUAAAGGAUGCCUGGACCUUCUCCGACAGACAGGAGUGCAGAUUGCAGGGAAGAGAGCGGUGGUCAUCGGGCGCAGUAAGAUUGUGGGAGCUCCUAUGCACGACCUGCUGUUGUGGAACCACGCCACGGUCACCACCUGUCACUCAAAGACGGAGGCGCUCAGCGAGGAGGUGAGCAGAGCGGACAUUCUUGUCGUGGGCGCCGGUAAACCGGAGAUGGUUAAAGGCGACUGGAUCAAGCCCGGGGCCAUUGUGAUUGACUGCGGCAUUAACUAUGUACCAGAUGCCACCAAACAGUCGGGCAAGCGAGUAGUUGGGGACGUAGCCUACGAGGAAGCGAAGGAGAAGGCAUCCUAUAUAACUCCGGUCCCCGGCGGGGUCGGCCCUAUGACGGUGGCCAUGCUGAUGGAGAACACGGUGGAGAGCGCAAAACGUUACCUGGAAGACUAUCAGCCGCACACGUGGAACAUGGAGUACACCAAGCUCCAGGUGCAGACCCCUGUACCCAGUGACAUUGAGAUCUCGCGUUCCUGUGUGCCAAAGUCCAUUUCUCGCCUUUCGGAAGAGAUCGGCUUGCGGUCAGAAGAGUUGGAGCUGUACGGACAGACUAAGGCCAAAGUUCUGCUGUCCACCAUCAAACGUCUGCAGGGGCAGAAGGACGGAAAAUAUGUGGUCGUCACUGGCAUCACACCAACCCCGCUGGGUGAAGGAAAGAGCACCACCACCAUUGGCUUGGUUCAGGCUCUUGGAGCUCAUCUGAACCUUAAUGUGUUUGCCUGUGUCAGACAACCGUCUCAAGGACCCACAUUUGGAAUUAAAGGGGGCGCCGCAGGAGGAGGAUAUUCACAGGUUAUUCCUAUGGAAGAGUUUAACCUCCAUCUCACUGGGGACAUACACGCCAUCACCGCCGCCAACAACCUAGUGGCAGCUGCCAUUGAUGCCCGGAUCUUCCACGAGCUAACACAGUCUGACAAGGCUCUGUACAGCCGGCUGGUCCCUUCCAGAAAUGAAGGGCGCACAUUCUCAGAUAUUCAGAUCAGAAGGCUUAAGAGACUGGGCAUCGAGAAAACAGACCCCGCCGCCUUGACGGAGGAAGAAAUCAACAAGUUUGUAAGGCUGGAUAUCGACCCCGACUCUAUAACGUGGCAGAGAGUAAUGGACACAAACGAUCGAUUCCUUCGGAAGAUAACUAUUGGCCAGUCUCCAACAGAGAAGGGGUUCACUAGGACGGCCCAGUUUGACAUCUCCGUUGCAAGUGAAAUCAUGGCCGUCUUGGCGCUCACCGAUGGUCUGGAUGACAUGAGGUCACGACUGGGUAAAAUGGUGGUGGCUUCCAGCAAACAAGGAGCUCCUGUCACUACGGAAGACUUGGGGAUAAGUGGUGCUCUGGCUGUCUUGAUGAAAGAUGCAAUCAAACCCAAUCUGAUGCAGACACUGGAGGGAAACCCUGUGUUCGUUCACGCCGGACCUUUUGCCAACAUUGCACAUGGCAACUCCUCUAUUCUGGCCGAUAAAAUUGCACUAAAAUUGGUUGGACCAGAAGGAUUUGUCGUGACUGAGGCCGGCUUUGGAGCGGACAUUGGAAUGGAAAAGUUUUUCAACAUCAAAUGCAGAUAUUCUGGUUUACGCCCUCAUGUGGUGGUUCUGGUAGCUACAGUGCGGGCACUGAAGAUGCAUGGGGGAGGCCCAACGGUUACUGCCGGAGUCCCACUGCCGAAGGAGUAUACAGAAGAGAACUUGGAGCUACUGGAAAAAGGAUGCAGUAAUCUCCAUAAACAGAUCCAGAAUGCCACCACGUUUGGCGUACCGGUGGUCGUCGCUGUCAACGCUUUCAAAACCGACACACAGGCGGAGCUGGAACUGGUCUGCCGUCUGGCUAAGGAAGCGGGGGCUUUUGAUGCUGUGAAGUGCACUCACUGGGCAGAAGGUGGGAAAGGCGCAGUAGAUCUGGCCCGAACCGUGCAGAAUGCAUCCGAGGCUCCGAGCGGAUUUAAAUUCCUGUAUGACGUGGAGUUGCCUAUUGCCGAUAAGAUCAGGAUAAUUGCACAGAAGAUAUAUGGUGCCGAUGACAUAGAACUGCUCCCCGAGGCACAGAAAAAGGCUGAGCGCUACACUAAACAGGGCUUUGCAAAUCUUCCAAUCUGUAUGGCCAAGACCCAUCUGUCCUUGUCUCAUAACCCAGAACUGAAAGGAGCACCGAAAGGCUUUGUCCUGCCUAUCCGAGACAUAAGAGCCAGCGUCGGGGCCGGCUUCUUGUACCCACUGGUCGGAACGAUGAGCACGAUGCCCGGCCUCCCCACCAGACCCUGCUUCUACGACAUCGAUCUGGAUCCCGUAACGGAGCAAGUGAAUGGAUUGUUUUAAAGUCACACAUCACAGGCUGUGACGCUGGAGAAUCUUCAAGGACGCCGUGGAGGAGCUGCCAAUGAGAUUCUGCCGCUUGAAUCUUUUUACUCGAUCGUAUUUGUAAAAGGUGUUUUAAGUGUAUUUUUCCCCUUGAGCAUUU
Messenger RNA from Bufo bufo (common toad), 3059 nucleotides. RefSeq names its product methylenetetrahydrofolate dehydrogenase, cyclohydrolase and formyltetrahydrofolate synthetase 1 (gene MTHFD1). Gene Ontology annotation, molecular function: methenyltetrahydrofolate cyclohydrolase activity; formate-tetrahydrofolate ligase activity; methylenetetrahydrofolate dehydrogenase (NADP+) activity. Lineage: Eukaryota; Metazoa; Chordata; Amphibia; Anura; Bufonidae. The transcript has 28 exons. Gene Ontology annotation, cellular component: cytosol. The record is from RefSeq and is a predicted model, not a curated record. Bases 113 to 2917 code for a protein of 934 amino acids. Gene Ontology annotation, biological process: tetrahydrofolate interconversion.